This is a messenger RNA of Thermothelomyces thermophilus ATCC 42464, 1771 nucleotides long. RefSeq lists its product as uncharacterized. Lineage: Eukaryota; Fungi; Ascomycota; Sordariomycetes; Sordariales; Chaetomiaceae. Bases 170 to 1546 code for a protein of 458 amino acids. The transcript has a single exon. The record is from RefSeq and is a predicted model, not a curated record.
CACCAGGUUCAUGAUGGAGGCCCACCGCUGCCGGUCACGCUUCUACGCGCCAGUUCUCCUGCGUUGGAGAACCCGGCCCCCUUCCUCCUUCUCCAUGGUCAAUUGCGGGCUUGGUUGAGCCUCUUUUCCCUUUUGCCAACUGAAAUUCUCGGCCAAAAAUCGGACUGCAAUGCCAUUCUUCGCCAACACGCCAGAAGCUCGACUCGGCCGCUCCGACUCCAAGGACGCGUCGACAACAUGCAGGGGCAUCACGUCGAACGGCCGACCAUGCCGACGCCCGAUCGCGGCGGAAGAUGCACCCUCGGGCAGCACACGUCUGAAACCCGGGAAUAUUCGCACCGAUGACCCUACCGACGAGAGCUUGUAUUGCUGGCAGCACAAGGAUCAAGCGAGCGCCUCGGCAAAGUCGAGUUCGGGGCCUAGGAUGUCUCAUACGCCCAUCCUCGAGGAGCGGACCAGCUUGGAUACUCUGGCCGAGCGCCUCGGGCUCGUCCGCACCCAGUCUGAGAAGCCGCAGAAGGGAUCCGGCAGGCCCGGUGGAAAAGGGACCCAGCGGCCAGCUCAGAUGGCGCGCCCGAAGCCAAGGAAGGAGACCACCUUUUGCUGCUGCUUCCGCAUCUCGCUUGAAGAAGUCCAGCCUCCUCCGCGCCCGAGCCCGCAUCCGGUGCAACCGACGACGUCGGUGUCCACUCCACCGAGGCCGGGCGGCAGGAAGGAGUCGGGCCAAUACUUAUCGCCGCCCUCACCGCCACGACCACGACCAAACUCGUCCGGCCAAGCAUCAGGACGCCACUCGCGCCGAGGCUCGGAAGCCUCUCAGACAGCGCAGUUUAUGUCCCUGAUUCCCCACGACGCCUCUCCGCAAACAGCCUCUCAACUCUUGGCCGAGCUCGCAAAACCCAUCUCCCCGCAGGACGAGCCGGGAUACAUCUAUAUCUUCUGGCUGACCCCGGAGUCCGAACCGUCCACACCCCCCGCGGAAGCGGCUCGCUCGCUUCUCGCACCCCCAUCCACACCUAGGAGCCGCAGCCGCCGACCAAGCGACGUCCUGGCCUCGUUUGCCCGCGAGCAGGAGCAAGAAGAGGAGGUGGAGGAGGAGGAGGACGACGACGGCGACGACCGACACGGCGUGAGGGGCAGCGGGGGGAGGAGGAAGAAGAAAACGAAGAAGAAGAAGACGAUCCUCCUCAAGAUCGGCCGCGCCAACAACGUCCAGCGCCGCCUCAACGAGUGGCAGCGCCAGUGCGGCUACAACCUCUCGCUGAUCCGCUACUACCCCUACGUGCCCUCCGGGGGCAGUCCCGGCGGGGAGACUUCUUCGUCGGCCGCCGCCGUGCCGCGCAAGAUGCCGCACAGCCACAAGGUCGAGCGGCUCGUGCACAUCGAGCUGGCCGGCCGCGGGCUGCGGGUCGCCGACCGCGAGAAGUGCGAGGCCUGCGGGCGGGAGCAUCGCGAGUGGUUCGAGGUCGAGGCGUCGAGGUCGGCCGUGGCCGAGGUCGAUGAGGUCGUGAGGCGGUGGUCGGAUUGGGAUGAGGGGUUGAUCUGAGGAGUGCGUGUGCUGGGGGAAGAAGAAGCAAGGAAUGAGAGGUUAGAAGGCGGUGUUGUUGCCCCUUGCAUUUGCGGUGCAGUGCGGUGCAUUGCGUCUGGCGUUGCUUUCGGCGAUUAUUAUUAUUAUCAUUAUCAUGGUUCGCCAACCAGUGGAGGCGUUUAUAAUACCACCACCUGAACAGGGAUCUGGGGCUCCGUUAUGUCUUGACUCAUCAGCGGCCAG